AAAUAAAAGUUCAUGGAGCAAUCCCCUAUCGCACCCACAAGCGGAAAAAAAUGGGCUACGAGGGAGGCGGGGCACCGAGGAACCGGACCCUGCCCCUCUACACACGGAGACAUGCUCUCUCCUGUCCAGUAGGUGGCGGUAAUGCACCUGCUUAUGCUGCUUACCAACCGUAAAAAGAAAAGAAAAGAAAAGAAGUAGAGUUUUAUUUUUUUCCUCCUUGUGCGUUAUCCGGAGUAAAACGCUGAAAAUAGCUGAAAUUUAGGUUCUCAUUAUACGCAUUGCAAAACGACAAAACUGGCCCCUCCACUGCCUGUCACCAUGCCUGCCCUACUGGAGAGACCCAAGCUGUCCAAUGCGAUGGCCAGAGCCCUCCAUAAGCAUAUAAUGAGGGAGAGGGAGCGCAAGAGACAAGAGGAAGAGGAGGUGGACAAAAUGAUGGAGCAGAAGCUGAAGGAAGAGGAGGAGCGGAAGAGGACAAAAGAAAUCGAGGAGAGGAUGUCCUUAGAGGAAACCAAAGAACAGGUCAUGAAGAUGGAGGAGAAACUUCAGGGACUCCAAGAAGAGAAACAUCAGCUUUUUCUGCAGCUUAAGAAAGUCCUCCACGAGGAGGAAAAGAGACGCAGGAAGGAGCAGAGCGAUAUCACAACCUUGACAUCAGCCAGCUACCAGCCCAGUCUGUCCAUGCACACAGGACAACAUCUCCUCAGCAUCCCAGGAAGUCCGGUGAGUCACAGUCGACCCGGCGCCCUGCUGGGAGAACGGAGCAAGCAGCUGUUCCCAGCCUCCGUCAUCCCGACCCGUCAUUAUCAGACGCCCGGGUUCAGCUCCAGCUCAGCAGAACACGGCCAGUUCAGCGGCAGCCAGGGAGUCCACGAGCCCUACGGCGUGGCCGCGUCCCAGCACCCCUCCACCUACGCCCCUGGACCCUCUGUACCCGUUAGCUUCGCCAGCAGCUCUCAGAUCAGAGGAGCGUCUGCUUUCCAAGCCAUGCAGUACCUCCCUCACCAGCAGACAGGCUAUCCUGUUCACAGCCACUUCCCCUCCCAGCCUGGAUUCAUCUCUGGAGCUUCGAUACCCCUGCAGAAGCAGCUGGAACACGCCAACCAGCAGUCGGGCUUCACGGAUGCAGGAGCUUUGAGGCCCAUGCAUCCCUCUGCCAUGCAUCCUUCUGCUUCAGGUCUGCUGCCCACACCCAUGGUCCAGAUCCCCACAGCCAAGGCUUCGUUUCAGAGCUCCCCACAGGGGGCCCCCCGUCAUAGCUUCCUCGCCCACAGCCAGAGUGGGCAGAGGUUCUACCACCACAGCAAGUAAAGCCCGGUCGCCUUCAUCUUUCUUCUUCUGCUGCAGCUUCACCACUAUGAGGAGGAACCUGUGGUGGAUCACUCUGGAUUUAAAAUAAAAACAUAGAUUGAUUUGUGCCAUAAUGACUAUAAUUUUCACAGUGUAGUUAUUUUGACUUUUAAUAAGCUAACAAGAAAAGCUAGGAUUCACGU
Messenger RNA from Poecilia latipinna (sailfin molly), 1493 nucleotides. RefSeq names its product G protein pathway suppressor 2 (gene gps2). The record is from RefSeq and is a predicted model, not a curated record. Lineage: Eukaryota; Metazoa; Chordata; Actinopteri; Cyprinodontiformes; Poeciliidae. Gene Ontology annotation, biological process: regulation of transcription by RNA polymerase II. The transcript has 11 exons. The coding region runs from base 319 to 1311 and encodes 330 amino acids. Gene Ontology annotation, molecular function: transcription coregulator activity. Gene Ontology annotation, cellular component: transcription regulator complex.